Dendrobium catenatum is the source of this 2594-nucleotide messenger RNA. Its product is annotated as pentatricopeptide repeat-containing protein At3g09650, chloroplastic. The coding region runs from base 100 to 2322 and encodes 740 amino acids. The record is from RefSeq and is a predicted model, not a curated record. Gene Ontology annotation, molecular function: protein binding. The transcript has a single exon. Lineage: Eukaryota; Viridiplantae; Streptophyta; Magnoliopsida; Asparagales; Orchidaceae.
UUUCUUAUCAGGUCUGUGUGAUCUCGUUGGUAGUUCAUUUCUCCCUUUCUACCUUAUCCUGCUGUCUUUGACCCCCUCUCCUGCUUUAAUCCUCCGGUGAUGCUGCCGCCUUCUCCCCAAUCUCCGGCGACUUCUUCCACCCCUCUCCCUCCUAUCCACCUGCGCUCAUCCGCUAACAAAAGCUAUAACGUCCCCUUACCCCGCUCUAACAAGUCUCGUCGCCGCUUCUACCACCUAAUUGGAGCCGAUGCCACUCCAGCCAAACUCUCGUCUUCAUCCUCUCCUUCCCUCUCUCCAUCCUCCAACACUGCGGCCGAAUCCCUAUCCAGCGACGCCACGCUCCUCAGCCUCCUCCGGCAGCGGAAGACGGAAGAAGCCUACGAGCUUUACUCCCGCUUCCGCCACAUCCCCAGCCCCACCUGCCUGAGCCGUCUCCUCGCCCAACUUGCCUACCAACGCUCGCCCACUGCCCUCUCCCGCGCUCAAUCCCUCGUCCGUCGCCUCCGUGACGCCCGCCUUCUCCACCGCCUCGACGCCAACUCUCUCGGCCUCCUUGCAGCGGCCGCAGCCAAGUCCGGCGCCGCCUCCUACGCCCUCUCCCUCAUACGCUCCAUGCUCCGAUCCGGCUACCUACCCCAUGUCAAAUCCUGGUCCGCCGUAGUCAGUGCCCUCUCCUCCAAUGCCGAUCCUGAUGGCUCAACCGAUGCACUGCGCCUCUUCGACUCCGUACUCCGCCAAAUCGCCACUGCUGAUUCCCCCCUCACAAUCAAUUCCCGCCCCGACACCGCCGCUUUCAACGCCGCACUCAACGCAGCCUCCAAUUUAGGCGAUACAGCGCUCUUCGCGCAGCUAUUCGACAAAAUGCCUGCUUUCGAAGCAAAGCCAGAUGUUCUCACCUACAAUAUCCUCAUCAAACUCUACGCCAGAGCCGAGAGGAAAGACCUCCUAGUCUUCGUUCUCGAGCGCAUAAUCCGAAGCGGUCUCGUUCCCUGCAUAACCACGUUCCAUUCCCUCGUUGCUGCCUACAUCGGUCUUUGCGAUUUGCCCACUGCUGAGAAACUCGUUCAAUCCAUGCGUGAAGGUAGACGCGACAUUUGCCAUCUUCUCCGCGCAGAGACGUCAAAGAUCCUAACCACAAGUAAUGAGGAAGAACCCGGUUCAAUACUAAACAAGCUCGCUGCCAUCGCCGGCGAUGAGCCACCACCUCUGCUCCCGAAGACAUACAAGCCGGACACGCGGAUCUACACGACACUAAUGAAAGGGUACAUGAUGGCUGGCCGCGCUGACGACGUGGUCAGCAUGGUUUCCGCGAUGUGGCGCGAGCCAGACCCAUCAAGCCAUCCAGACAUUGUCACCUACACAACGGCCAUUACCGCUCUAACAAACGCUGGCGCCAUGGACCGUGCCCGCCACCUGCUCGACGAAAUGUCCCAGUAUGGCGUUACCGCCAAUCGUGUCACCUACAACGUUCUCCUCAAAGGCUACUGCGCCCAGCUCCAGCUCGACAAAGCCAAGGCGCUCAUGCACUCCAUGGCCGAAGAUGCCAGGAUCGAACCGGACGUCUUCUCCUACAACAUUCUCAUCGACGGCUCCAUCCUCGUGGACGACAGUGCUAGUGCCCUCGCCUUCUUCAACGAGAUGCGGGAACGCGGGAUUCCCCCUUCCCAGGUCAGCUACACCACGCUGAUGAAGGCAUUUGCGCUGUCAGGCCAGCAUAUUCUUGCCCACAAGGUGUUCGACGAAAUGGAAAAGGACAAAAGGGUGAAGGUGGACCAAGUGGCGUUCAAUAUGUUGGUCGAAGGAUACUGUAGAUUGGGUUUGAUAGAAGAAGCUAAGAGGAUUGUGGAGAGAAUGAAGGAGAAAGGAUUCUCUCCGGACGUUGCGACAUAUGGCAGCCUGGCUAAUGGGAUCGCUAUGGCUAGGAAGCCCGGCGAAGCAUUGUUGUUGUGGAACGAAGUAAAGGAGCGCUGUGCGGCCGGUGAUGUUGAUGGUGGCGGCGGAGGAGGAAGGGGAUUUAGACCGGACGAAGGGCUGUUAGAUGCGCUUGCGGAUGUAUGCGUGAGGGCGGCGUUCUUCAAGAAGGCACUGGAGAUCGUGGCGUGCAUGGAGGAGUAUGGGAUCGCGCCGAACAAGACGAAGUAUAAGAGAAUAUACGUGGAGAUGCACUCGAGGAUGUUUACAAGUAAGCACGCGUCGCCGGCGAGGCAGGCGAGGCGGAGCGAGCGGAAGAGGGCGGCGGAGGCGUUUAAGUUCUGGUUGGGUCUGCCGAAUUCGUAUUAUGGGAGCGAGUGGAGGCUGGAGCCCAUCAUGGAGGCCGAUUAGGCUUUUAGUCCUAUGAAACAAAGAAAAAUAGUUUUUUUUUUUCUUUCUUUUAUUUGUUUAAAGAAAGAUAAUUUUUAAAGCCAUAUUGCUUCUUUUGCCCUUUGUUAUUUUGAAGUUAUUGCGUGUGAAUUAAGUACAUAAUUUUAUUUGUAAAAGAUCAAUGUAUAUAUUAUGUAUUUAAUUUUUUCAUAUGGGUAAUUGAUGUGCGUGAGAGUGAGGAAAAGAAUAUAGAAAAGCAGUGAGAAAAGAAAGUAGUUGAUGAGUUGCCCUAA